AUGCCGAUUUGCAUAGAGUGCCGCCACCCGGUCAAGACGCUCUGGACGAAAUAUUCUGGCGGCGCAGGCGACAAGAGCGGGCAUAAUAUUCGACUUACAGUUUGCAGAAAAUGCGGGCGCUUCUGCGAUAAAUAUGUCGAACAUGACUUUGUCGUCCUAUUCAUUGACCUGGUCCUCAUAAAGCCGCAGGUCUACCGACAUUUACUACAUAAUACAUUAAUGCGCGAUGGCGAUCGAUUCGAUCCCUCCAUUAUUCGACUCGGUGUUCUACUACUUCUCUUUGAUGUUUACCUUACUUGGGCAAGAAUAGAGAAGCAGUCUAUUCCAGGCAUUGCCCUGGGCGAAAGUAAUCUCGGAAAGCUUGGACAACAGCCUAUUGUCUUCCAAUACUUCUUCUUUUUAAUCCUUUGCGCAUUAUCAACAAUAGCAUUUCACAUCAGUAUCCGGUUCCUCGUCUCUUCGAGGUUCUCGCCGCUGAAUGUGCUGGGGAUCCUACCCCGAUAUCCACGACCCAAUUCCGUUUCGACUGCUCUGUUGGUGUCGUCGUCAACCAAACUAUUUCCAAUUCUGAUGGUCAUUUGGCAAUUUGAUGUUCCUGCAGCUGCUCAUUCACUGGGCUGGGCAGUUGUCGCAAAUAAUGUAGAAGCCGUCAGGAUAUUGCUAGACUGUCCUUAUUAUACUGCCUGUCUUCUUGCCCUCGUUGGCGCUGCUGCACGGUGGGGAGUCGGCAGACUUAUAAUGGCAGCUGCAGGCCUAGGCAAUUUGGAUUCCAUUAGUGACGCUAGAUUAGUCAAUGAUGGCGAAGAGCUAUGGUCUCUGUUGGCGUAUGUGAGAGAAUGGGGAGGCCGCUUGGCCGUGGGUUAG
[Torrubiella] hemipterigena is the source of this 864-nucleotide messenger RNA. NCBI's taxonomy places the organism in Eukaryota, Fungi, Ascomycota, Sordariomycetes, Hypocreales, Clavicipitaceae. The record is from the annotation of a GenBank genome assembly.